This is a messenger RNA of Paramecium sonneborni, 1013 nucleotides long. NCBI's taxonomy places the organism in Eukaryota, Ciliophora, Oligohymenophorea, Peniculida, Parameciidae. The record is from the annotation of a GenBank genome assembly.
CAAAAUGAAUUCUUCACAAAGCUCAUAAACAGAUCUUAAUGAUUGGGCUUUAAUUUAUUAGAAUCUCUAACUCAUUGAAACAGAAUAUUUAUCUUCCAAGCUGUAAUUACUUUUCAAAACUUUACCUAAUUUUAAUGACUUUAUCAAACUUUAUGAGUCUUCUAAAACUGAAUCAAAGGAUACAUGGAAUCUAAAUGAAGAGCUUUUCUUAUAACUUAUAGUUUUGAGUCUGAAUCCAAAAUGUAUUAAGGUAUUAGCAAUUAAAAAUAUAUAGAAUCGAUUUGAUUGGGAAAAAGUGUAGAAGCUAAUGCCAAAAUAUAGGAGUCUGUCAGAAUUAUGCUUUAAAUUCUAAUCUUUCUAUAAAGCAUUACUACCAAGACAGCCCUGGUCUUAUUUCGAAGAUUAAACAUUGCAAUAAAUAAUUUUGUAAUAUUUAUUCCAUCUACUUUAGAGACUAUCCAAGUCGUUGUAAAAAGAAAUGGAGUUCAAUUGCUAAUUAAUAUAAUCAUAUCUGUAAAUCUGAAGUAUUAAGGAAUGCAAAAUAAUGUCGCGAAAGAUGGAACAACAAAUUAGAUCCAUAAAUUAAUAGGUAAUUUUAAUAGUUUAUAAAACAUUAAAGAGAACCAUGGUCGAAAUCUGAAGAGUUAAACUUUCUAUAAUUGCUACUUCAGAAUGGUCGUAAAUGGGCUGAGAUAUCUACAAAAUUAUCAAUUAUUACUAAAUAUAAAAGAAGAACUGAAUUUGCCUUAAAACAUAAGUUCAAAUAACUCAAAAAAUAUUAUGGUACUUAUAUUUUAUAUAGUAAAGGUUCAAAACCUAAAGCAAAAUGUGAUAUCAAAUUUUGUCCUUCUUGGAACAUUCAAGAAGCUGAAAUGAUUCGAUAUAAAAUUGAUCUUCUCUAAGAAAAAUCAAGAAUGUGUCAGACUCAAAAAUUUUCUUUUUGUGAAUUUUUAUGUUCUGAUCAUGAGUUUUGCUUAGUGAUUAUUAAGAAUGGGUGUUUGAUCAAAAUAUGA